This is a messenger RNA of Drosophila busckii, 11038 nucleotides long. RefSeq lists its product as uncharacterized. The record is from RefSeq and is a predicted model, not a curated record. The transcript has 17 exons. Gene Ontology annotation, molecular function: protein binding. Bases 114 to 10826 code for a protein of 3570 amino acids. Lineage: Eukaryota; Metazoa; Arthropoda; Insecta; Diptera; Drosophilidae.
CUGGUGCACGGUGACUUCGGGCUCAGUUUAGUUGCAGUGCGCACUGCGGUCACAACGUUGCCUCAUGCGGCAGCUGACAACAGAAGCAGAAGCAGUGGCCGACGCAGAGGCAGAUGAAGACAACCGCCAUGAACAACAGCAAAAAGCAGGCGCAGCAGAAGAAAGAGGAGGAGCAGCUGCUGCUGCACACGCUCAAGAGACUUUGGAGCCUUUAUCUGCAAGCCACGGACUCUGAGACAGACGAUACCCAAUCAGCGAGUGUCAAGGAACAUUGGCUUUGGCUUUUACUCUACAACUGUCAGUUCCUCGAUCCGCAAACUCUCAGCAAUGCUCAGUUCAAUAGUGACUUUAAUCAGCUGCCCGAGGAGCUGUGUUCAUAUCUGUUGGCGCAAGUGUAUCAGAUUAUCAGCAAAGCCAAGCGCUGCAAGGAGUCAGAGUUGGAUUCGGCGCCGGAGCAGCAGGAUAAGUGCAUUAAGCGGCUGCGUAAGCAACACAAUUUAGCACAGUUAAUACUGAGCACACCCAGCGAUUGCAAUAAAAUUUUGGCACUGCGUACAUUUCUAACCAAUGGACUUGGACAACAUUUGCUGGAGUUUCUGCUACGUGUGCAGGUCAAGCACAUAGCUUCGCAGAAAAGCCUUUGCCAGCUUUGCAUCAAUUUGUUUCCCAACUGCGAGUGGAGCGCAACAAAUGUCAAGUUGCAAGCAUUGACAAGCGUGCAACAGUUUAUCAACAGUUUGCAGCUCAAGACGCCAAAAAGCAAAACCAAGCGAUUGCAACAAAAUCAACAUGUUGACAACAUAUACAAGCAAGAAGUGCUGCACAGUUUUGAGGCAUUCAAAAGUUCCUGCAAAUCAAGCGAUGAACUGGCAUUAAUUCUCAUACAGCUGCUAACCCGUUGUCUGGAGGCCGCAGAGGAACCGCAGCUAAGCGUAAGUGUGCAUAAUUUUGCGCUAGGACAUUUAUGCAGCAACAGCAAUGUGUUACCCGCAACUGGAACUAAUGAUGAACUGAUUAAAUUUGAGUUGCUGCAGUUGAUUGUGCACUGUCUGAAUAGCUUUAAGCUCAAUGAGUUGCCCGAAAGCGAUGCCUGGGAUUUCAGUCAGCUGCUCUAUGCACUGGCAGCAAAUAGCGAGAGUAGUCUGCUUAGCCAGGGCUUGCUGUACAUCAUCUAUGGCACUCUGCUGAACUUGCUGUCAGAGCCAGGCGCAGCACAGUUACUCCUGCAACAACUGGAGGCACAACGCUUUGAUAGCUGCUUUGAAUUGUUGGCAGCUAGCCAAAGCGACGGCUUGUUGUUUGUGAGCAACUAUAAGCUGCUUUUACGUCUCAUACAACAUUUAGCGCGACAACAGCAACAGCAAGGUGAGCACAAGACGCGCCACCAACGGAAUUCACGCCAGCUACAUUGCCAGCAACGCGGCAGUCUAAGUUGUUAUUUUCAUGGCAGACUUUAUGCGCUGUUGCCGCUGCUUAGCGUGGAGCUGCAGGAGUUGGGCGUGCGCGCCUUGUUGCGUCAAGGCAGCUGUUGCUGCCACUACACGGCUGAGAACUACGACAAUUGCUUAAAGAUGGCCACACUGCUUACGCCCAGCUACCAAAAGUUGGCUUAUAAAUUUCUACACUACAACAUGUUGCAGGCCGUUUAUCAGCAACAACAGCCACAACAUCAACAGUGCGACAGUUGUGCGGAGAAGCUCAAGUCGGCGCAGUUUCAGCUGCAGCUGCUUGCCAGCUAUAAGCAAGUGUAUGUCAAUCUGCUACUCGAAAGUUCGUCCAUGUUACUGUUUCUCAAGCAUCUCAAGCACAUUGGCUACCUGCUGAGCUAUGAACUUGCCGCAGGACUGCUGGCCGAGCUAGUGCUGCCCAUAUUUCGCAACUACAAGCAAAUGGAGGAGUUGAAGACUGAAAGCAACGCCUGUGACAGACCAAGACUGCUGCUGGCUCCGCAGCUGGAACGCUAUCGCAUCUUGCAUGAAUGCCUUAGCAUAUUUGUUAUGUACCUAAGUGAUAUUCGCCUCAUCAAAGCUUUCUACAUUGAGGAGAAUAUUAAUCACAUGCAAGACCUGCUGGCCAUACCUGAGCUGCAGCGUGGAGUCUGUGAUCUCAUCAAAGUGGGCAUCGACAAUAUUGCCUUUUUGGGUGACAAUAGCCAGGAACAGGUCAGCCUAAGUAGACGCCUCAUACAGCUGCAACUAAAUAGCAGUCAACAUGCUGCACAAUUGUUUCAAGCGCUGCUGCAACGUUGCUGCAACCCAAAAUUCUGGCUAGAUGAGUGCGUAAGCUUGGACAUGCUGCACGGUCAUCAGCCUGUGGAUAUACUCUAUAUAGCAGCACUGCAAUGGACUCUCAACUAUGAGCUGCUCAAAACCAGUCAGCUGUUCUACAAUGAAUUUGCCAAGAUAUAUUCUAUACCUGUGGAGCUAGCAGUAGAGCAGGAAGAGGAGCUUCCUGCAACGCAGUCACACAAAACAAUCAUAGACAUACUCAAACUAAACUAUAAUGCAUUGAGUUGCUUCCUCAUGCUACCCAAAUCCGCAAGCCAAACAAGCACAACCACAACACCAACACCAACCUCCUCCCCCGCCGCUGCCGUCGUUGCCGCCUCAACAGCUACGCCGCCCAUUUAUGCCAACCACAUUAAUCACUCAAGUUCAUUGGAAGCGCUUGUUGACAGCGCGCUCUCAGUCUCGCAGACAACGGCAGCCAGCUCGGACUACGUCGACUCUUCGCUAGACUACGCCACUGUUAUCGACAGCUACGCCGAUCAAACGCAUUUGCCUUCAUUUCUGCAACACUUGCAGUCCAUUCAGCCUGACGAGAGCAUCGUGCUCUUUGAUAUACGCGGCAUUCAAGAACCGGCGACGCCGACGCUUGCCAAUCUCACAGUGCCCGCUGUGGAGCAUGAGGUGGCGGACAACGGCUUCAUUGGCAAAAUCUUCAACAUGGUCGGAUCGCUCUUUGGCAAUACCAGCAACUCUAACGACACCACUAGUAGCAACAACAACAGCGGUCACAAUCGUGCCAAGCCAGACGUUCCUGCUGAUUUGAUAUGUCUCUAUGAGCCAAAUGGUGAAUGCAAGAAAUUCUUAUUGAAACUUUUUGAGGCGACCAUGGCCAUCUGCAUCAAGGGCUUUCAGAACGAAGAAGUGGAAAAGAUGCAAAAGCAUCUGCGCAAGCUGAGGGCCAUUUUGUUGAGUAACGCCAACGAGAACUGGACGGAGCAUGGUGAGCAGCAUGCACGGGAUAAUGCUGUCAUACAAACGCUGCAAACGCUUUUGAAGAUUGCCGAGCUCUCCACCAACCACAAUGAGCCAGCGGGCGUGGUCAGUCCGUCAGCAGGCGAUAACUCGUCGCAGCAAAGUCGUCCACGUGCGCGCUCCAUUAACAGCGGCGGUAGCGGCGGCAUGGAGCUGCCACGCGGUAGCAAGUUGCCGGCAAAGAACGCCUUGGCCACACCACCAACACCACGUCGCAGGCCCAAUUCCAGCGAGGCGGCUCUAGGAGAUGCUGAUUACUUUUCCACGCGCGCCUCGCUCAGCUGUGUCGCCGAUAGUGAGCUGGAGCUAAGCGAGCACGAGCUGGACUACUAUCUAACCGCCGACGAGGGCUACGAGGCGGAUGCCGAAAUAGCCGAGCUAAGCGAAUCCGAUUGCGAGCUGCCAACUGCUGCGGCCAAUGAAUCCUGGACGCCGUUUCAGCCCUCUUCACGCUACCGUAGCCACAUUAUGCACGAGGGCUUGAGUCAACUGGUGGUACAGCUGCUGGUCGAGCUGUCGCUGCUGUGCCUGCACCAACCCGCUGGGUGGACAGAGAGUCUUACGCAAUUGGCAAAUCGUUUGUUUGUCAUACGCGACUAUCUUGGGGGACCGCUGUGCCUGCUGCAAGGCUUUGCGCCCGUGCUGAGCAGCAAUGAACCAAAGCUGCGAGAGCUGCAGCAAUCCAUACUGGAGCUUAUCAGUCAUCUGAAUACUCCAGAUGUGCUGAGCGCCUACUUUGGCAUAUUGGCCAGUAAGCAGCCGUCGGUGGAUCUCUUAAUGCGUCACAUGCAUCACAUCUGCCUGAGCAAUCUGCGCAAAGCGCAGCCCAGCAUGGAGCUAGAGUUCCCUAUAAUUAACGAUGGCAAAAUAGUCAUCACAGCAGAUCCUUUUAUCAGUGAGCAAAUUGAGCGUGUGCGCCUCCAGCAUCAACACUGCCAGGCCACGACGCUCUUUACCCGUGCCGCUUGCAUUGUACCCAUAACGCAAACACGGCUCUGGCAAGCAGAGGGUCUAACCCUCUCUUUAUGGCUGGAAAUGAAGACACAGCAAAUGCAACGCAGUUCUACGCAGUUAAAUGAUGAUGAGACCCGAUACUCUGGCGAGGAUCUGACGAAAACUCAUCUUGUUUCGCUGGGUAGCAGCGCCGCCAUGUUGAGCAUUUACAUAAGCAACAAUCUGCAGCUAAUCUUUGAAAUGGUUAAGCCCAGCGAGCAGUUGCCGACGCGCGUUGAUGAACAAUUGGAGCAACUGCAUAACACGGAGCUGAAUGCGCAACAUGCUAGCAUAAACAAUACAAAUGCUGGAAGCUUUCGUCAGGCACUCAAGCAGACCAAAAUGGCGCUGCUGAAUAGUUUUGGCCAGAUGCAUUUGCUCAAUGGACAUGGCCAGAGCCCUGCAGAUGCAGCCGGCGGUUACUACGAGGGCGGCUGCGUGCAAUUGCAGCGCUGCCAAUUGCCACGCAACAAAUGGACGCAUCUGGUGUUUGCGCUGCAACAUGAGCCAUCUGCGCUGCAUAUACACAUCUACCUGGAUGGACUGCGAUUGCAGCAGUCGGUGCAACUGCCGUUUAACAACUCUCGUCUAGCCUCGCGCUCACAUAGCUUCCAACUGCUUGCAGUGGGCGAAAGCGCACCCAGUCAGAGCAGCUCCUCACACAGCACUCUGGACGGCAGUGCGCCUCGCUAUGGCUUGUCGAAUUUGGUGCUAUUUAAGCCUUGCCUGCUGGAGCCGAGACUUUUGCUAAAUCUUACUGCCAUGGGUCCGGACUUUACAGAGUUUACCCAAUGCCAGGUGGCCAACUGGAAGCCCAACUAUGGUUAUCUGCAGUUGGCCAAGCUGCAGAGCUGCAACUUUGGCAGCCAAGCGGAGUGCAUGAAGCAACUGCGCCAGGCACGGAUGCUUGUCUACAGUGCGCAACAGCCGGAGAUGGUUAUGUGCUACGAUGCCAGCCAGGAGUUGGACAUGACUUCUUGCUAUGGACGACCCCAGGGGCACAUACUCUAUGGUGAGCUGCUGCAGCAGCAGCCACAAACAUUGCAGUCGGCUGUGCUCCUCAGUGGUGGACUGUCCAGUUUGCUGUAUCUAUUUGCCAGGAUAGUGGAGCUAAAUGGUUCCGGCAACUCGCAGGCUUUGGCUCUGGAUCUUUUGCUGCAGGUAGCGCAUGCAGAUGCUCAACUGUAUACCGAGUUUCAGCGUCAGGACUACGCUGCGCUUAUUGGCUAUGUCAUCAAGUCGGAACGUUGCGCCAAGGACACACAACUGUUUCGUAGCAUUGUGAACAAUGCGUGUUCCCAGCCGCUGAUAAGCCGCAAGGGCGACACGCUGCUGCAGGUGAAUGACAAUACAAGCGCCUGUUUGGUAUAUCCACGACUGCUGCUCGCCGUGCUGCAGCGCUACUCCGACUGGCAACGAUCAGGCGCCAAGCAUUCGGAUGUGCUGGAUCUGCUGCUGCGUUGCCUGCUGGCGCUCUGCCGGGACAAGCAUCCGCAACGUGACUUCAAUAUGGAGCAACUACAGCAGUGUGGUCUACUGCGCGUCCUGCUCAAUCUGUGCAAGGUGUAUGUGAUUGAGUCGCCCAAUCCAGUGUAUAUAUCACCCUUUGCUGCCGAGUGCUUCGUGCAGUUGCUGGCAGUGUUCGCGGGCUCGCCGCCUUCGCCUUCAUUGCUGGAUGAAAUGAUGAAGUUGCUGCUGUUGCUGCAAAAGCCCAGUGAGUGCUAUGUCACCCACAAUCGUGGCAAUUUUUAUUUUCUUUUGACGCCACAACUGCCUGUGAAGGAGCGUUCAUUAGUGGCCACCAAUCUAAGUCGGGUGACCACGUCCUUUCGGCGCCAAUCGCCGGCUGUCCAGCAGCAACCACCAAUGGAUGCGGAGCGUGCAGAGCGUAUCAAACGUCUACGUCGGCUACAUGCCACUAGCUCCAGCUAUAAGCGCGCGCUGCAUGAGCUGGAAGAGCAACUGGAGCAGCUGGCCGACUGCAGUCAGUUGAACAAAGCGGCCUUGCGUCUACUAAGUCCUGUGGAAGCAACUCGCUGGCGAAUUAAAUUCAAGCGACGCCAUCCCAGCAGCAGCAGUAGCACACCUGCGCAUACGCCAAAGCGCAGUCCGCUCAAACUGGCGCGCCGACGUCUGCACUCGCAUCCCAGUCGUUGUUGGCAGAGCACGCCCAGCCGCAUAGGAUCGCCCAUUUCAGGCAUGGGCCAAUCUCCACCGCUGCCUGGCGCACGCCAAACGGACUUUUAUGAGCAACUAGGCAUUGUGACCUUGCAGCAGCGUCUGCUGCUGCUGCUCAAGGACUUUCUUUGCCUGCUGCCUGACUCUGCUGUGGAUGAGGUGCUACGUCAUUAUGUUAAGCUAGAGUUUCUGCUUGUGUUGGCCAAUCAGCGCAGCUGCGCCGUUCGCACCGCCAUACUUCAGUUGCUGGCGGUACUGAGCAAGCGCUUGGCUGGCGCGGAGAUGUCCAACGCCUGCAAGCAGCUCUAUCCGCUGCAUUUGGCCAAUCAGUUGACGAUUCAUGCCAGCGAUGAAGCCAUGUUUGAAGCCUGUCUGGCCUGGGUGAGCGAUCUGCAUGGGCUCAGCCUUGCCGACAUGCUGCAGCCGGACGUCACUUUGGCUAUUCGCCAACGCUUUGGACUGCAAGCGUUGCUCGCCAUCUCCAUGGCAUUGGGCAACGGCAGCGGUAACUGGAGCACCAAUAGCGACCAUCAGCGUGUUUACCAGGCACUCAACCGUCUCUACUUGCAAAAUCCCGAUGAACAACUGGCUCUCAUAGAGGCCGGAUUACUGCAGUGCGCCGUCAAGGCACUGCACCAUCUCUACUCAUUGCGUUUGGGCCAGCAGCCCCAUAUGGAUCAGUCGAUUGUGGAACUGCUGAGUAGCAUUGGUGAGCGUGCGCUGAAAUCUGUGGGACAAAUCAAUCUGGUGUGGGACAUCCUUAACAUGUUGGCCUUCUAUCAGAAUAAGCAAUCCUCUGCAAUCGAGCGUAGCUUUCGCACCGUCCAAGCCCAGCUGCAAUUGGAGUGGCUCAAUGUGUUUUUUGAGCCUUGCCAGAGCAAUGGCAAUGCCAACACUGACAGCUGUGGCAGCAACAGCUAUCGGCUGCGUAAUAGUCUGCCCGACUGUGCGUUGAGUCAGGCAGAGUGCAAGACUCGUCUGGAGCUGUUGAUUGAUCGGUGCACGCAGUUUUUCACAGCAGAGGAGACUCAGGCGUACGGCAACAGUGACAAUAGCAGCGGUAACAGCAGCAGUGGGAGCUACGUGGCAAGCAGCCAGGAGUUGGCGCUUUUUGAGCUCUUGGUGUCCUACAGCAUUGCGCACAAUCAGCGGUGUAAUAAUUUUAUUGCCUGGGGCUUGCAGCCGUCACGUCCACGGGAUUUGCGCGCUUACAUUGUGGACGCGCUGUGGCGGAACUGCCAGAACGAGUUCCAAUCGCCAUUGAUAUGCGACGGCAAGAUGAUCAAGGCGCUGCUCUGGCUUAGCCUCAUGGAGGAUUUGCGUCCGCCUAUAGAGAAUCUGUUGCCGCUUUGUCAUGCUCUGGGCAUCGAUGAGAACGACUCGAAUUGGAAUUUGGAGCACGAGCUUGAUCGGCUCGAGGUCAACCGCAGCACCCUGGCAACCAAGCAGAAGCAGCUGCUAGAGAAAACGCUCUACAAGUUUGAGCCGUUGGUGCAGCAUUGCAUUGACACAUCCAUGGUGACCACCAGGCGAGUGGCCGAGCUGCAGAAUGCCGAGCGCAAGUUGUUAAUGUGUCACAUGAAGGACUAUGAUGACACCUAUACCUACACCAAGUGGUUGGAGAUAAUACGUCGCAUGACUCAUGAAGGUGCUCCCUGGUAUUGCGCUGAUCGCGCCGAAUGCUCUUGGGAGCUGGACGACACGGAGGGACCAUCGCGUGUGCACACGCGCUUGCGUCGCUGUCACUUGGACAUUGAUCGACGCUUUUUCAUGCCCGACUAUUGUCCUGGGCAGGGUGAACGCGAUGAGCUGGAGGCAUAUGUGCGUCCGCUGGACUAUUUGAUAGCCAGCUAUGAUCAGCAGUUAAACAUAUCCCUCAACUCGCAAAUUUUGUAUAAUUUUGCGGCAAAGUUUCUGCCCGUGGAUGGUGAAAUCGAUGGCGAGAUUAUCAUUACGGACCAGAAGCUGUACUUUUUGGCCACAUAUCGUUGUAAAUACUUUAAUGUCAACUGUGAUAUAUCAAACAUAACGGAGAUCUGGCUUAAGCGGUAUCAGCAUCAGGAGAAGGCCUUUGAAAUUAUGUUGGACACCAACAAGUCGUUAUUUUUCUCACUGCAGCAUGCCGAAGACUGGAAGAUCAUGCGCGAAGUAUUCUGUGAUAAAAUUGUUGCUGCCGCCGACAAUACCAAAGUGCUGGCCAUAACUCAGCAAUGGCGCGAGGGCCUGCUCACCAACUGGGAAUAUCUGAUGACACUCAACCAAGUCGCCGGACGCACCUACAACGAUCUCAUGCAGUACCCCGUGUUUCCCUGGGUGCUCGCCAACUACAACUCCGAGUGUCUGGAUCUGCGUCUGCCGCAGAACUUUCGACGACUUGCCAAACCCAUUGCCGUGCAGCUGGAGGAGAACGAACAGCACUACAUUAACAAUUAUGCGUACAUUGACAGCACGAACACAAACAUGGGCUCGUUGAUAUUAAAGCCUUACCACUACAGCUCACACUACUCAAACUCCGGCACCGUACUUCACUUUCUGGUGCGUGUGCCGCCCUUUACCAGUUAUUUUCUUCGCUAUCAAGACAACAACUUUGAUCUGCCGGAUCGCACAUUUCAUGCCUUGAACACCACAUAUUGUCUGGCCAGUCGUGAUAGUCCGACGGAUGUUAAGGAGCUCAUACCGGAGUUCUUCUGCCUGCCCGAAAUGUUUGAGAAUUUUGUGCGAUUCAACUUUGGCUGUCGACAGAACGGCGAACGUGUGGAGGAUGUAGCACUGCCGGCAUGGAGUCAAAGAGACGCAAGACUUUUUGUGCUUAUCCAUAGGCAGGCGUUGGAGUCGGAGCUGGUGCGCAAUGAGCUGCACAAUUGGAUAGAUCUAAUCUUUGGCUACAAACAGACGGGCGACAGCGCCGUGGAGGCCGUCAAUGUAUUUCAUCCAGCGACAUAUGCAAUGUUCCUUGACUCAGAGAUAAGCGAUCCUAUAGAGCGCGAGGCCGUCAAGACUAUGGUGAAGACGUAUGGGCAAAUGCCGCGCCAACUGUUCAAGGCGCCACAUGCGGCAAGCAAAUCGAUGGACUACUCCUUGGUUAACGCCAUACCCAUUGUUGCAGACGUGAAGGGUCUGCGUUGGGGCGUCUAUGUGGGCUCGCCGCAGCUGAAGCCGCCAACGCUGGGCAAUAUACAUAAGAUCCCCGGAACGGAGCAGCUGGUGCGAUUUAGCAAUACGAAUGUUGUAUAUGCAUUGCCGGCACGUGCUGGCAUCAUGCAGGGCGCCGAACCAGACACAUAUAAUGUUAUAUCCUGGGGCUACGAUGAUCAUAUUGUGCGCAUUCAGCCGCUAAACAAGGCGCAGGCUAAACCAAAAAAUCUGCUGCAUAAUGGCAGCUUUGAUCAGAUUACCGCCUGCGGCUGCGACAUAAACUGCAAUCAACUCUGGUUUGGCCACAAAUCGGGCAGGAUUAGCAUCUAUAAGUGUGCCGGCAGCGCAGAAACCCAACAGCGAGCUGCCAGCAAAAGCCGGCAGAGCUAUGUGCGCGGCCUGCGUUUGUCAUACAACUCGGCUUUUCGCAAGAUGACUACGAAGAGCAGCAGCAGCAGCGCUACGGGAGUCGAGCUUUCUGAAGAAUCUAUGACGCAGUCCAUCACAUCCACUGGAUCAGCCAGUGGCUCGUUACAGAGUAAUUUGACAGAUGGCGCUGAUGUUAGUUGGGUAGGACCAGCCUGGCUGGUGCGACACACUGAUGAGAUUACCUGCAUCGCCUUGUCUGUGGAGUUUAAGAUUGGUGUCACAGCUGGACGGGAUGGCAUUGCUGUUAUUUGGGAUCUUAAUGACUGGAGUUAUGUACGUACCAUUGCGCGUCCUGCGGAGAUACAUCAGUCACCGGUUACCUUUGUGGCUAUCAGUCCCACUCUAGGCGAUAUUGUUACCGUGCAUACCUUGCCGCAGCAGCCGGCCCAAUCUGUUCCCACCAAAACCAGUGCGCCCAGCACAGCGGAUGAAUGCUUCGAGGUGACUGAAGAGAGCCUGGAUGACUUUGUCAAUGUUAACGUUAACCCCAAUGGCAAGUCCAUUUUACGUUUGCAUACGGUAAAUGCCCGAUAUGUACAUCACUUAGUACAUGAGGAUCGCAUCCAGGCUGUAUGCUAUUCGUACAUAAAGGAGGGAGUGGGUGUCAAUGUUAUAGCCACCGCAGUCGAAGGUGGCUUUGUGCGAUUUUGGUCCAGUUGGAAUUUAAGCUUUGUUAGGGAACUAACCACUGGCACGGCACCCAUUCGCAGCAUCACAUACUCUACGCAUCAGCAUUUGGUGGUGCUGACGCGCGACUCUCACAUCCAAGUCUGGGAGUGCGACGGACUUUACGGCAACUCUCCCAAAUUUCCACAAAUUGUCUACAAGUGAGAAAGAGCAUAGAAGGAUACAUACUCAACGCAAGCAUAUCAAUGACAACAGUUAAUAAAUCAAACUAUACAUAUAUACAUAUACUAUAUCUGUAAACGGGCUACAAUGUGGCCUGUUAAUAUAUUGUUUAUCAUGCACGUUAUACUCUAGUUUCGUAUUCUUUAAGUUUAUAGAUUUGUUCAAAACAAUAAUUUUGUAUAUUUCUAAAUGAU